GACAAACAAGUCCUCGGUCGUGGAGCUCUUACAUUUCAGAAGCCAAUUCACAUUUAGGGUUCGAUUUCUCGAGUCUGAUUCAGUUCCCUCAUUCCUUCAUUCGUCCUCCCGUGAAUUGAGCAGUCGAAAUCCGUCAAAUCGGCCACCAAUAAAUGGCGGCGGAGGGUAGGGAGAGCGAGAGCCACUACAACAGCGGCGCCAACCGCGACGGCGACCUUCCCGUCGGGAAACAGCAUGAUUCGGUUCCCUCGCCAUCCUCAAAUCCCCACCAGUCGUCGUCUUCUGCGAUGAACCACCCAAUCCAGCGGCAGGCUUUUCCUUCGUAUUCCAAUGUCCCGAAUCUUCCCUCGAAACUCAAGCUCCUCUGCGGGAUCAUCGCCACAACCCCGUCGCCUUCCAUAGAGAAAGUCCUCGACGGCUCCGGCAUCGGCGUCACCCAGGCCGAGGUUGAGCAAGUUCUCAAGCUCUCCUACUCUUUCCCGGCCCCUACCGUCAAGUUCUUCAGGUGGAGCGGGUUGCGGCUCGACGGCGAUCACUCCCCUUACGCUUGGAACCUCGUGGUCGACCUUCUUGGUAAGAAUUGCUUGUUCGACGCAAUGUGGGAUGCUAUCAAGUCCAUGAGACGGAAAGGGUUGGUCUCUUUAGCCACAUUUGCUUCAAUUUUUGGUAGUUAUGUGAUUGCCGGUAGAGUGAAGGAGGCCAUUAUGAGUUUCGAGGUCAUGGAUCAAUACGGCUGCGAGCGUGAUGUUGUGGCUUUGAAUUCCUUGUUGAGUGCUAUCUGUAGAGAUGGAAACGCUCUCGACGCCUUUGAAUUCUUGCGUGUAGCUCAGCAGCAUAUAAUGCCUGAUGCUGAUUCCUAUGCCAUUCUAUUAGAAGGGUGGGAGAAGGAGAUGAAUGUGGUUCGCUCCAGAGAUACAUUUGCUGAGAUGAUCGAUCGAAUUGGCUGGGAUCCUGAAAACGUGCCUGCUUAUGAUACUUUUCUCUGCACUUUGCUUAUGGGUGCUGAAGGAAUGAUGGAGGUUUUGAAAUGUUUGGACGUAAUGAAGGAUAAGGGAUGCCAUCCAGGUCACAAGUUCAUUUCGUUUGCCCUUGAAGUUUGCCGUAAACAUAAUGAUGUUAAAGCGGCUGAUCUGAUCUGGGAGAUAGUGGUGUGUGGUUUCCGGAUUAGGCCUGAUGCACGGCUUUACAAUAUGAUGAUUGUUUUAUACUGCAGUUCCAAGAAAACUGACAGGGCAAUGGGAAUAUUAGACGAGAUGGUCUGUAGAGGGGUGCUUCCUGAUGUUCACACAUAUAAUUUGUUGUUCCAGUUCUUGAUUGAGAGUAGACGACUGAAGGAGGCAUCAGCAUUGCUCAAUGAGUUGAUUAGAAACGAGUGCAUCCCCAACCAGACGAAUUGCAGUGAAGCAGUUAUGGUGUAUUUGGAAUCGCAGGAUGCAUAUAUGGCUGUGCUGGUUUGGAAAUUGAUGGUGGAAACUUACAAGUUGGAUUUGGAGGAGACUGGGAACUGCUUGAUCGUGGGGCUGAUAAACCUUCGGCUAGUCCCGGAAGCGGUCGUGUAUGCAGAGAGUAUGAUUGAGAAAGGAAUAAAGUUGACUUCAUCGACGAUUUCGAUGCUGAAGCAGAGCCUUACUCAGGAGAGGAAAGAGAUGGUGUAUGAAAACCUCCUGAGGAAGUGGACUAACUCCUUAGGCAGGAUUGAAACAAUGUAGUAGAAAAACACUGGUAAAAACAGGAAAUGUGUUUACUUCUUUUAUUUAUCCUUGGUGGUGCGACUUUGUAUGUUAAUUGUACAUUCCUUUGUUUAAGGGUUUGAACUUUGAAUAGAACAAGCUGUGUUAUGAUCCCUCUCUUUGUUGAGGACUGAUUAUCUCACUAUGGAUUCGAGGAUCGACAUUGACUACUUUGUUCACUAUUAACUAUUAAGUGUUGUCCGCUGUAUGCCUGUAUGGUACUUCUAUUGUAUGCCAUGGGUUUGUUAACAGCUAAGGGUCCGUUUAGUAUUGUUGCUUGUUUUUGUUUCCUGUUGUGUUUUACGAAAUUUGGAAAACCAAGAAAAAAAAUCGUGUUUA
Linum trigynum is the source of this 2069-nucleotide messenger RNA. Lineage: Eukaryota; Viridiplantae; Streptophyta; Magnoliopsida; Malpighiales; Linaceae. The record is from the annotation of a GenBank genome assembly.